Molecule: messenger RNA, 678 nt
Organism: Aureobasidium namibiae CBS 147.97
Lineage: Eukaryota; Fungi; Ascomycota; Dothideomycetes; Dothideales; Saccotheciaceae
Product: thioredoxin-like protein
Exons: 2
Coding region: 1-678 (225 amino acids)
Molecular function (GO): oxidoreductase activity
Source: RefSeq, a predicted model, not a curated record
AUGGGUUACGAGUCUCAGAUAUCCUUCACACUAGACACCAUCUGUCCAUGGACCUAUCUCGCCAGGAGGCGACUCGCGAAGGCGCUUGCCCAAGUCCGAUCCACUGAGCCAGGAGUGACGUUUGCGAUCAAAUACCUCCCGUACCAGCUAUAUCCGAAUGCGCCUCAAGAAGGCGAAGACAAAUACAGUUGGUAUCGCGACGCCAGAUUCAAUGGAGACGAAGAGCACAUGCGCAAGUAUGUGGUGCUCAUGACAGCAUACGGCAAGGCAGAGGGUAUUGCGUACAAGUUUGGUGGAAGAGUUGGCAACACGCUCCAAGCACAUCGCGUCAUUCAGCUCGUGCAAGAGACCAAAGGACUUGAUGCAGCGGAGAAAGUGGUCGACAGCUUAUACAAGCAGUACUUCGAGGAGGAGCAACAUCCUAGUUCCCAAGAGACUUUGGUACGAGCAUUGACCGAAGCGGGGCUCGCCGAGACAGAAGCGAAGAAGAUGGCCGAAGAUGAAGAUGAGGGAUUGAUGGACGUCAAAAUGUUGAUCCGAGAGCAGGCAGGCAACGGAGUGGAUGCUGUGCCGUAUGUGGUGUUUGAAGGCAAGAGACGCGACUUUACGCUCGAAGGCUGCAAAGAAGUCGACGAGUAUGUCAAGACGUUGGAGCAGGUGAUCAAAGAGAGUAGUUAG